Molecule: messenger RNA, 964 nt
Organism: Pimephales promelas (fathead minnow)
Lineage: Eukaryota; Metazoa; Chordata; Actinopteri; Cypriniformes; Leuciscidae
Gene: ywhabl
Product: tyrosine 3-monooxygenase/tryptophan 5-monooxygenase activation protein, beta polypeptide like
Source: RefSeq, a predicted model, not a curated record
GUCUGAUUGGAGGGAAACCCCGUGGAUUAGCCCGAGCGCCCGUGAGAAUCAGCUGUGAGCCGCGGUUAGCUUAGCUCCGACAGGACCAUCGUUAUUCCCCGAGACUCAGCACUGAGCAGCCAUGGACAAGAGCGAGCUAGUGCAAAAAGCCAAGCUGGCCGAGCAGGCAGAGCGAUAUGAUGACAUGGCAGCCGCUAUGAAGGCUGUCACCGAGGGUGACAUUGAACUGUCCAACGAGGAACGCAACCUGCUCUCGGUGGCUUACAAGAAUGUGGUGGGUGCCCGCCGUUCCUCCUGGAGAGUGGUCUCCAGCAUCGAGCAGAAGACGGAGGGCAGCGAUAAGAAGCAGCAAAUGGUCAAGGAAUAUCGGGAAAAGAUCGAGAAGGAGUUGAAGGAGAUCUGCAAUGACGUACUGGUUCUUCUGGACAAGUAUCUCAUCCCCAAGGCGACCCCAGCUGAAAGUAAAGUCUUCUAUCUGAAAAUGAAAGGCGAUUACUUUCGCUACUUAGCGGAGGUGGCUCUGGGAGAGGAGAAAAACUCUAUCAUUGCCAAUUCACAGGAGGCCUACAGGGAUGCCUUUGAAAUCAGCAAGGCAGAGAUGCAGCCCACACACCCCAUUCGUCUGGGCCUCGCGCUCAAUUUCUCCGUAUUUUACUACGAGAUUCUCAACUCGCCCGAUCAGGCCUGUAAGCUUGCCAAAACGGCUUUUGAUGAGGCCAUUGCAGAGCUCGAUUCCUUGAAUGAAGAAUCGUACAAAGACAGCACAUUGAUCAUGCAGCUACUGCGGGACAACUUGACACUGUGGACUUCAGAUAACCAGGGCGACGGCGAAGAAGCCGAGGAGGGCCGGGAAAACUAAGUCUCACUCUGUCCGUCCUUCCCCUGUUAUUCAACUGCCAUCGUUCCAGCUCACCAUCAACACUGAGACCACCUCAUCGUCGACUUCUGUCUGUUUUAGUUCUUU